Molecule: messenger RNA, 2001 nt
Organism: Trachymyrmex septentrionalis
Lineage: Eukaryota; Metazoa; Arthropoda; Insecta; Hymenoptera; Formicidae
Gene: hd
Product: protein downstream neighbor of son homolog
Exons: 7
Coding region: 110-1870 (586 amino acids)
Biological process (GO): nuclear DNA replication
Cellular component (GO): nucleus
Source: RefSeq, a predicted model, not a curated record
GUAUUGUUUACAUCGUACUUCUAAUUUUUUACGUAAAUAAUCAAGAGAUAAAACUUACGUUAAGUCGAUCGAUAUUGACAAGUGAUUGGCACAUAAUAAAAAACGCAACAUGUCAAAUUUAAUACACAUGCCAUUAUCAGAAUCUGAAAAUGUAACUACAUUGGAAUGGACGCGUCCUGAUCAAGUGAUGCAAUUACAUCGUAUGAAAUUAAAAAAGCGUGCACUUCAAGCGCGUAUAAAUAAAACGAAUAUUAACACUGGCACUCAACAAACGACUACGAAUUUAGAUGAACUUAACUCUUGUAGUAAUGUACUGCAACGUAUAUCUUACUGCCAAAAGCGUAAGAAUCCUUUUGCAAUCAGUGAAACGUGUAAGAAACAAAAAAAUAUAACGUCUGGAUUAGACAUCAGUAACGACAAUACAUUGUUCGAAUUACUAAAUAUUGAUGAUCGAAGAAAGAAACCAACGGCAGAAGAUUCAGCUAUAAAAAAUUCUUUAACUUUUGGUAAUGUACUUUCAAAAUUUGAAUCAAUUAAUCAGAUUCCAGAAAUAAAUCUCUCAAAGGGUGCAAAGCAUGUUCCUAUAGACUGGACAUUGAAAACUAAAAUGAGGUUUAUGUCUUUGAAGCCUUUUCCAUGGAAUUGCAAACUCAAAACGAGCGAAGAGGCAUCAGGUACUACAGGAUUUGUAAGAUGUUUAAAUAUCGGAGAAAAAGAGACAACUUUGGAUACUAGUCCAAAUGCAAGAUUUCAUCAGUGUUGUUUAAUAUGGCAACAUCCAUCUAUACCAUGGUUAGAAUUAUUCCCUCGCUCUGCUAACAAAGUGAGUGCAUCUCUCGCAAAUAAUACAUUGGCAGUAAAUAACCAAAAUAUGAAAGAUGCAUUAUACCGAGAAUGGUGUGAUAGCUUCAGAUCUCUAUUUCACUUAUUGCGAGCGAGGCAAUGUCCAUACUUUUACGUGUGUGCGAACACAUUUACAGUGCUCUUUCGUGCUGCUGGCAUCUGCGGAUUGUCGGAGAUUCAUGCACUUGUUACACCCACAACACGUGGAUUCCGGCAGUCAUUAAAACAAGAAGAAAUAGAAUAUUCUAUGCCUUUAAGGAAAGACUCCAAAAGACGAUCUGAUACAGCAGAUUCUGAUUCUAAAACUGUAGAUGCUGUGUCUACUAAGGAUUGUCAACACGAGAGUGACUAUUAUGAGAAAGAAAAAGAAGAUGAUGAUGAUGAAACUCAAGACGCAUGGCUCGAAAGUCUUGGUGUAGAAAAUUCAGAAAUAAAGAAAAUUAAUCACUCACAGGCGAGAAUGACUUUGGAAAAAGAAAGCGAAGUAGAUAACUUGAGACAAUCCCUUGUGUUCGUAACAGGUGUGGAAACGCAAGCGUUAUUUAAUUUUUUAAUUAAUUGUAAAUCAGCUAUCGCGGCGACCGGUGUGUUAGCGGGUGUUCCUCCUACGCUUUUGGCUCCAACAGCUUUUCAUGGUGCUACAUUAAAACCGCUCAAGGUUCGAGAAAGCAUAGUGCAUGAUAAUAACGAUAGAUAUUAUUCUCUCGAAUUGAGAGGACCUCUUUUGCCCCAUGUAUUGCCUUCUCUCUGUCAUUUGAUGAAAUCCAGUCAAUUAGAGCAGUAUUCGGUAAGCUGUGCGCAAUUGGCCUCAACAACUUCAUUUUCCGCAGCAAGACAUGGCAUCGCGAUUGCUACGAGAGCAGAUGACAGUAUCACAAAAGUAUCGUCUAAUGUUUUUGGGCAAGAAAAUUUAAGCGAUUGUGGAUUCAACGAAGAAUUAUUGAGCCAUUUUUGCAAUUCUGACCCGACUACAAUAGAAGUUUUAGAUAGUUUCAAGUUUUUUAAUGGAUUAUAUACAUGGUCGUGAUCAUAUAAAUGUAUAGUUUAAAAAUAAAUGUAGUAUUUCUAAGUACAGAUUUUGUACUCAUAAAAAUUAGUUUUAAAUAAACGCAACCGAUUUUUUGUCCUAAACAUUAGGGCAAUUACAUUGCUGACGAU